GACGUUUUGUGUGUCACAUUUAAAGUUGCUAGUACAAUGGCUGCUGAGACGAGUUCUCGAUCCCUGAAGCAACCUGAUUCAACUUGGGAAUACUGUGGUGUGAAUUUAACCAUUCACAACAUUAUUAUACCCGAGGAGCGUUUAUUUCCUACCCCGUCGCAGCUGGACAAAAUGGAAUAUGAAACGGAGAUUGACUUAAGGAUUCUUGGGUGCGAGUUAAUCCAAGAUUCUGGGGUUUUGUUACGGCUGCCGCAAGUCGCUAUGGCAACUGCGCAGGUAUUGUACCAGCGCUUCUUCUACUCCAAGUCAUUUGUCCGUCACUUCUACGAGCAUUACGCUAUGGCAUGUAUAUUUCUGUCUGCAAAGCUUGAAGAGUCUCCAAGACGUAUUAGGGACGUAAUCAAUGUUUUUCAUCAUAUAAGACAAGUUCGGGAUAAAAAAACACCGACACCCGUGAUUCUCGAUCAAAGUUACAGUAAUCUUAAAAAUCAAGUUAUCAAGGCUGAACGACGUGUUUUAAAAGAAUUAGGAUUUUGUGUCCAUGCCAAACAUCCUCACAAGGUAAUCUAACUUGACAUAAUCCAUAUUUUGUAGCUUGUUAUAUGUUACUUGCAGGCUUUGGACCAUGAAACUAACAAAAACCUUGUUCAAGCUGCUUGGAAUUACAUGAACGACAGUCUUCGAACUGAUAUAUUUGUACGUUAUCUUCCGGAAGCAAUUGCAUGUGGUUGCAUUUAUCUGGCAUCAUGUAAGCUCAAUAUUCCUCUGCCACGCCACCCAGCUUGGUGGGAAAUGUUCAGUGUGAGCGAAGAAUCUGUGCACGAAAUCGCUUUAUGUUUGUUACGUUUAUAUGCUCGUCCAAAGGUAGAUGUUGGGAAACUCGAAUCAGUUCUAGCUCAACUCAGGAAAUCUCAGGCAGAAGCAAAGGAACGAGAAAACGAGCUCAGAAAACAACAAACCGUCACAACACCCCCAAGUACCCGGUCCGACCACAGUUUCGGUUAUCUCUCACCCCCAAAUCAUUUAUCCAAAUCUAAGAAUCAAAAUAAGCCUAAUGGGAAUAAGAAGUCAGUAGAUAGUAAAGCUGAGCCUGAAGAUACUUCUACUGUUUUCGCUCCAAACUCGCUUUUAGCAAGCGCCUUAGCUAAUGCCAAAGCGGUCGCAGCAACGAUUACAGCAUCAAAAUCUGGUAUGAUCACAGGCGAGUUGUCCAAAGUGGGUACUGACCCGUCAAUUGUUCCACAUAAACGCGAAACAAGUGAAGAUGUUUCACCAAGAUCUCCAAAAACAUUGGUUGAACCUAAUCAGAUAGAUAAAAUAUCCGAUGCUUCGAAUAAGAAGCCUGAUAGAACUGUACAAGAAAACUCUGAGACCAAACGACGACCAAUUAUUCGACCAGCUGCCUACUCAAAUAUUCCGUCUACUAACACAGAAUCCGACAAAAGACGUCGACAUCAUCGACACAAAUAUUCAUCUAAAAAGCAUCAUUACAAUUCGAUCUCCUCAUCAUCUUCGUCAUCUGACCGAGAGACCGAUCAAAACCGUUAUAAUUCAAUAAACUUACUGACAAAUAACUCCAAAUCUCGUAAUUAUCGACAAAAAUUAAAUGAUAUAUCAUCCUCUGGCUCUGAAACAGGUGAUAGUUCAUCAAGUCCUAACAAACACAUAGUUAAUGUGCAUGAUCGCAGAAAAAUCUACAAUAAUAAACGUAAACAUAUUCCACGCUCUUCAUCAGAGGAUUCCCAAACAUCUUCUUUCAGUGAUGAACCGCGUUUUUCCCCGACUCAUCAUAAUCCGGUAAAAUCUAAAAGCGGUCGCCGUCAUUUAUCACCGCCCUAUGCCUACCGAAUCGAUUAUGAUAAGUCACAUAAAAGCAAACAUCAUUCAUCAUUGCGAUCUGCACCAAACGGUGAAAGUGGUCGUAUAUUGCGUGAGCACUCUAACCAUCGUCUAGUUUCGAGUCGACAUCAUGAUCAUCACCGAAGGUAAAUUGUACAUAUGAAUCGUUUAAUUUUACUCUGUACAAAAAUUUUAUGAGUAUUAACUUUUUUCACUGGUUGCCUGUACGGUAUGAUUGAUAGAUUAUUUACCAGAUUGCAAUAAAUUAUUUGCACUAUCC
Messenger RNA from Schistosoma haematobium, 2119 nucleotides. It is a transcript of the gene CCNL1, whose product is annotated as Cyclin-L1. The coding region runs from base 667 to 1989 and encodes 440 amino acids. Lineage: Eukaryota; Metazoa; Platyhelminthes; Trematoda; Strigeidida; Schistosomatidae. The record is from RefSeq and is a predicted model, not a curated record. The transcript is spliced from 5 exons.